AUGCAGUUUCGCCUCUUCUCCUUUGCUUUGAUCGUCCUCAACUGUAUGGAUUACAGCCACUGUCAAGGCGGCCGGUUGAGACGCGGCAAGAGAGCAAACUAUGGGCCGAAUCCAAUUUGCAAAGGUUGUUUGUUUUGCUCAAAAGAUAAUGGAUGCAUCAGAUGUCAACAUAAGUUGUUCUUCUUUCUACGAAGAGAAGAAAUGAGACAAUAUGGGGAAUGCUUGAAUUCCUGCCCAUUGGGGUACUAUGGUCUUCGUGCCCCAGACAUGAACAGAUGUUCAAGAUGCAGAAUAGAGAACUGUGAUUCAUGUUUUAGUCGAGAUUUUUGCACCAAAUGCAAACCUGGCUUUUAUCUCUACCGAGGCCGUUGCUUUGAAGAAUGCCCCGAUGGUUUUGUCCAUUUAGAUGAAGCCAUGGAAUGUGUGGAAGGUUGUCAAGUGGGCCCCUGGAGCGAGUGGGCUGUUUGCAGCACAAAUAACAAGACCUGCGGAUUUAAGUGGGGUUUGGAAACGAGAACGAGGCAAAUUGUAAAAAAGCCCGCAAAAGACACAAUACCAUGUCCCACCAUUGCAGAGUCCAGAAGAUGCAAAAUGGCCUUGAGACACUGCCCAGGAGGUAAGGACACUAAAUGA
This is a messenger RNA of Thamnophis elegans (Western terrestrial garter snake), 633 nucleotides long. It is a transcript of the gene RSPO2, whose product is annotated as R-spondin 2. The coding region runs from base 1 to 633 and encodes 210 amino acids. The record is from RefSeq and is a predicted model, not a curated record. Lineage: Eukaryota; Metazoa; Chordata; Lepidosauria; Squamata; Natricidae. The transcript is spliced from 5 exons.